AUGGACUAUAGCUUACCUGUCCGUGAACGUGCACUGGCCAAUCCUAAAGUGUUAGCCAAUAAACGCAGGGAAGCGAUCGAAGAAAAUUCUAGACACGUAUGGCUUCAGAUCCCUCAAAAAGGUAUCCCUCGAGGAAGACGGAUAAUCACCCAAACAAAAGCAUCCGAGGAACUGCAAAUAAAGGCCAGUAGAUUGAUGAGAGAGAGGAAAGCGGAUAAGGAGGCAGUCGAGCGAGCUAAGAAAGAUGACGAAGUGCGCAAAGUCAAACGUCAGGCUCGAAAACUCAACUUCCUCUGUGGGCAACAAAAUCAAAACAAAGAGACCGGUGGCGCUGCCCCCAUUGCUGGUGAUCAACCUGGUCCUGUAACUGUGGCCACAAGUACAGGAGCCACUGUUCAACUGCUCGAUGACUUGGCGAAUGGCGGCGCAGAUGCUGAUUUGGCAGCUCUCAAUUUUGAUGAUGAUGUCGACUCCAAUCUACAUGCGCAUGCAGCGCGCAACGCGCGAUUGGCAGUAGAUGCUGCCAAGCAACGGGCUCAGGCCUUUGAUACCGCGGCUGCCCAACAGCUUGCAGCCACUACACCCGAUGCCGUUGCCCCCAAUACUGCUACCGCCGAUACUGCUACUCCCGCCGGUAAAGAAGGGAACAAAAUGGUCACAGGAAUUGAUAUUGACCUCAACUCCCAGAAUCCUACCAUGGCUGGUGAUAUACAAGUCAAACAACCCAAGAUGCUUAUGGCAGAGCUCAAAGAAUAUCAGCUGAAGGGUUUGAAUUGGCUGGCAAAUCUGCAUGAACAAGGUAUCAACGGUAUCCUUGCAGACGAGAUGGGACCCAGAAAGACGUUGCAAUUUAUCUCAUUGAGGGCGUAUCUGGCCGAAGUGCAUAACAUUUGGGGACCUUUUCUAGUCAUUGCUUUGGCUUCUACCCUACAUAAUUGGCAGCAAGCAAUCACAAGGUUCGUUUCGGCGUUGAAAGCACUGCUUUAUUGGGGUAGCGUCCAGGACCGAGCGAUUUUGCGAAAGUUUUGGAAUUGGAAACAUUUACGGUAUGAUGGGGAGGCCCCGUUUCAUGUGGUCAUCACCAGUUAUCAAUUGGUGGUACAAGAUGAAAAAUAUUUCCAAACCUUGAAAUGGCAAUACAUGAUAUUAGAUGAAGCACAAGCCAUCAAAAUCUCAAGUAGUACACAUUGGAAGACUCUGCUUGGGUUUCAUUGCAGAAAUCAACUAUUAUUUUGGGUUGUUGUGUGA
This is a messenger RNA of Melampsora larici-populina 98AG31, 1248 nucleotides long. RefSeq lists its product as uncharacterized. Gene Ontology annotation, biological process: DNA repair. Gene Ontology annotation, molecular function: ATP binding; ATP-dependent chromatin remodeler activity; histone binding. The record is from RefSeq and is a predicted model, not a curated record. The transcript is spliced from 8 exons. Gene Ontology annotation, cellular component: Ino80 complex. The coding region runs from base 1 to 1248 and encodes 415 amino acids. Lineage: Eukaryota; Fungi; Basidiomycota; Pucciniomycetes; Pucciniales; Melampsoraceae.